This is a messenger RNA of Leguminivora glycinivorella, 5273 nucleotides long. RefSeq names its product serine/threonine-protein kinase mig-15 (gene msn). The record is from RefSeq and is a predicted model, not a curated record. Gene Ontology annotation, biological process: protein phosphorylation. Bases 207 to 4364 code for a protein of 1385 amino acids. Gene Ontology annotation, molecular function: protein kinase activity; ATP binding. The transcript has 22 exons. NCBI's taxonomy places the organism in Eukaryota, Metazoa, Arthropoda, Insecta, Lepidoptera, Tortricidae.
CACCGGGUGUGUGUGCGACGUUCAACUUGUGUAUUUGUAAUUUACUCAAUUUUAAUAGUAAACAAUGUGUUUAAUAUAUUAAUCAAAUGUACAAUGCUAAAAUAUAAUUAUUUUGUAGUCAAUGUCGUAUAACAGUAGUUUCUUACACUUACUGCAUUGAUGUGAGUUCUCGUGCUUUGUCUUCGCGUGUGACAAUAUACUCCAAAAUGGCGCAUCAACUCGCACCGUCUGUAAAUUGUUCAUUGGACGACAUUGACCUCAGCGCUCUAAAGGAUCCCGCUGGUAUAUUCGAACUCAUAGAAGUGGUUGGCAAUGGCACUUAUGGACAGGUGUAUAAGGGGCGCCAUACCAAAACCGGCCAGCUCGCGGCCAUCAAGGUUAUGGAUGUCACAGAGGAUGAAGAGGAGGAGAUCAAACUUGAGAUCAACGUGCUAAAGAAGUAUUCCAACCACCGUAACAUUGCGACAUACUACGGCGCGUUCAUUAAGAAGAGUCCUCCGGGCAAAGAUGACCAGCUCUGGCUGGUGAUGGAGUAUUGUGGAGCUGGCUCGGUAACAGACUUAGUAAAAUCAACAAAGGGUCAGUCUCUCAAGGAGGAGUGGAUAUCGUACAUAUGCCGGGAGAUAUUGAGAGGUCUCAGUUAUUUACACUCCAACAAAGUCAUCCAUCGCGACAUCAAAGGGCAAAAUGUCCUUCUUACAGAUAACGCUGAAGUCAAGCUGGUGGAUUUUGGAGUAUCAGCACAACUGGACAGGACAAUCGGCAGGAGAAAUACAUUCAUCGGCACUCCAUACUGGAUGGCGCCGGAGGUGAUAGCGUGCGACGAGAAUCCCGACGCGACUUACGACAAUCGCUCUGACCUUUGGUCGCUCGGUAUCACUGCACUCGAGAUGGCCGAGAGUCAACCACCUCUGUGCGAUCUGCAUCCUAUGAGAGCUCUCUUUCUUAUCCCAAGGAACCCUCCGCCUCGUUUAAAGUUAAAGAAGUGGGCGAAGAAAUUUCACAGCUUUAUUGAGACUGUUCUUGUCAAAGAUUAUCACCAGAGGCCGUACACCGAGCAGCUACUGAAGCAUCCUUUUAUCAGGGAUCAGCCAACAGAGAGACAAGUACGAAUACAGCUGAAGGACCAUAUAGACAGGUGUAAGAAAAGAAAGCAAGACAAUUCUGUGCGCGAAGAGUACAAAUACUCAGGGUCGGAAGGCGAGGAGGAGGAGAACGCCGUGGCGGGCGAGCCGUCGUCCAUCGUGCACAACGCGGCCGCGCACCCCGGCGGCGACACGCUGCGCCGCAACUUCCAGCAGAUACAGGAGGGCCGAGCCGCCGAAGGAGCGCAGCCGCAGCCGCCGCCGAAACGCAACAGCAAGCGCGAGGAGCGUGAAGAAAUUCCAGAGCCCGGCCCGCCGGCCAGGCCCUCCAUUCCUCAAAGACUGAUUGUAGUGCCAGAUCCGCAGGCACAACAGCCUAACAGAUACAGGCCACUUCCGCCUACCCCGAAGUCGUCCGGCUCGUCCAACAGCUCGGGCUCCAACAACGGCACCCCGCCGGCCAGCGGCCCGCAGCCGCCGCAACGUGGCUCUCACCACAUGUUCAAACCCAUGCUUCCACCACGAAAACCAGAGGACUUGGACAAGCUUGCUGCUCAGCUGAACGAGUUGGGCGUGGUGUCCGGAGGCGAGCCGCCGAACCGCCCGCCGCGAGCACCCACUAACGGACAAGGUCCACCGGUCGAAAGGAAUGUCCCUGAACCAACGUUUGACGACUCCGACAGCGAUUCUGACCCUGAAGAGAGUGGUGGUCGAGUACGCAACGACGGCACUCUUCUUGCCAGUGACCCUCCGAAACCGCUAGGGGGCCUGAGUGCGGUGUCCGAGGAGAGCGGCGGCGCGGCGGGCGGCGCGCCCACGCGCCCGCUGCCGCCCACGCCCGACGACGACGCGCACAGCGACCGCACGCUCGUCAUGAAACGGAAAGAGAAUACCGAAAACAAUUCCGUUCCUACCGAAGUGGAUGAAGCCGUCCUGCUGAAAGAUUGGGACUUUGCUAGAUUUUUCCCGUCCAAGAACGCUGAUGCGACAAACGAGAAACAGAGUCAGAUUAAAGAAGGAGAUCAAAAGCGCUUGCAGCUUCAGCGUCAGUCAAGGAUCGAGAUGGAAGACGCUUGGGCCAAGUACAAAGCAAUCGCGACGCCGCCUUCGCGCCACAAGCAGCUGUUCCAGAAGCCGCCGGAGAAAACCACCCACGACAAGCUGUCCGACAUCCUCAAGUACAAAAAGGAACACGAUGCAGAGUUGACUUCUCCAAAUAGAUUUUUUAGAGGAUUCAGAAGAGAGAACUCUGAUCUUUUUCCAUUACCUAGUACUAGACAUUCCGCCAUAUACUUUCCUAAACACGAAAAUCAGGUGGGACCCAGCAAACAACUUAGAUCGAGCGGUAUCUUCAACAACUCUAGAAAACAACAAAUAAUGAAACCGCAGAGUUCCGGAGAGCCUAUUCUGACAGAUUUUAUAAAAAUGAACGAUAGCUUAAAAAUGACAGCGCAGGGUGAAGUGAAGAAAAACGACAAAGGGAAAUCAUCCUCCAGCAAUCCGAUAGACGCCCUGAAAAGUGUAGCGGCACUGAUAAGACAAGACAGCGAAAACAAUGGACCGAGUCGCCAAAGUAGCGUGAACAGUGACUCUCCGUCUACGAGUAUCUGUUUCACGCCCAGCGCUUCGUUUGAGAAAGCGGGCACUCCGGACUUGACCGCCGGCACGCUGGAGAACUCGCAACAACAGCAGGACUCUGCUAACGCAGUUAGGCCUCGAAGAGAAAAGACUGAAUCCGAUAUAGUGUUUCGAAGGAAUUCUCACUAUAGCCGUCACACUGACCUUAUCCCCGGUUGUGGGCAGGAAGCGGUACUCGCUCAGGAUAAGGGCCGCGGGGGCGCGCCGGGCGCGGAGGGCAGCGGCUCGCGCACCAGCUCCGUGCUGCCCGACCUGCUCAGCCAGGCCGGCCAGCCCACCACGCCGCCGCGCCACGACAAGUCCACCAGCGAGGAGUAUAGGCAAGCGAUCGCAGGUGGCACUCCCUCUGCCCACCACCACCACCACCCGCUCCCGUCCUCGGUCCAGUCCACCCCGUCCAAGUCGUUCGUGUCGGGCGCGGCGUCGCCCGCGCCCGCGCACUCGCAUGCCCUGCAACACUCCCCCUCCAACUCCUCCGUGGGCUCGCAGCAACAAUUCCACCCCCUGCAACAGAAGCAGCGGUCCUUCCUCACGUUCGGCUUCGGCGCCGGCUCCACGGGCAGCGGCACCGGCGGCUCCGGCGGGAACGCGUCGCGCCGCGAGAGCCACGUCAAUGUCAAUGUUACUCCCACCGGCCACGAUCUUUCUUCCGACACUCCCGAAAUACGGAAGUACAAGAAGAGGUUCAACUCCGAGAUUUUAUGUGCUGCAUUAUGGGGUGUCAACUUACUCAUCGGCACCGAAAAUGGAUUGAUGUUGUUAGACCGUUCUGGUCAAGGAAAAGUUUAUCAAUUGAUCUCUCGACGCCGCUUCCAGCAAAUGGAAGUGUUAGAAGGCCAAAAUAUCCUUGUGACAGUAUCCGGAAAAAAGAACCGUGUUCGAGUGUAUUACUUAAGCUGGUUGAAAUCUAAAAUUUUACGCACAGAUGGUCUCAGUGACCAAGUAGAACGAAGAAAUGGCUGGAUAAAUGUCGGCGAGCUGCAAGGCGCAGUACAUUUCCGUAUCGUUAAAUACGAACGUAUCAAAUUUCUCGUCAUUGCUUUGAAAGAUUCUAUUGAAAUUUACGCCUGGGCUCCGAAACCUUAUCACAAAUUCAUGGCUUUUAAGAAUUUCGGAGACCUCCAACAUAGGCCUCUAUUGGUCGAUCUCACUAUUGAAGAAGGCACAAGACUGAAAGUAAUUUAUGGAUCAGCUGACGGCUUCCAUGCCGUCGAUCUAGACACUGCCACUGUCUACGACAUUUAUAUCCCAAAGCAUAUACAGGGGGCUAUAGUACCACACUGCAUUGUCCCUCUGCCGAACUCAAAUGGAGUGCAGUUGUUAUUGUGCUACGACAAUGAGGGCGUGUACGUCAAUACGUAUGGGCGCGUCAGCAAAAAUAUUGUACUUCAGUGGGGCGAAAUGCCAACAUCGGUAGCGUACAUUGGAACGGGGCAAAUCAUGGGAUGGGGGAAUAAAGCUAUUGAAAUACGUUCAGUAGAAAGUGGGCACUUAGAUGGCGUCUUUAUGCACAAGAAAGCUCAGCGGCUCAAAUUUUUAUGUGAGCGUAACGACAAAGUAUUCUUUUCCUCCGCUAAAGGGGGUUCAUCUUGUCAGAUAUAUUUUAUGACAUUGAACAAACCCGGAAUGGCUAACUGGUAGUCAGAUUAGUAGGACCGCAAAGUCUGUGAUGAUAGCAGGCGGCCAGAACACAUGCCAGUGGAGUAGUUUAGUCAACGUAAGUUAAAACGCGCAUUGUUGGCCGUAUGGAUAUCAGAGACUUGAUCAAUUAUACUGACCAGGUAAAGGAUAUUUCUCUAUAUCUAAGUGCUCAAAAGACAAUCGUAAAUACUUAAACGAUCCAGCAUACGACGGCCCCUAUCUUUUAUUAAUUGUGGCAUUUUGUACUGAAUAUUGUAAUUUCAAUACAUGCUACUAAGAAAUAUUUAAUAUUAAGCAAUAACCUAUAGGAUAAAUGUUUUGAUAUUGACAAUUAUUCAUAGUAAGCUAAUAUUGCUUAGAUUUAUAUUAUGUUGCAAUGUAUAAUUUCUAAAAGAAAAUGUAAUUCAAAUCAAAGUAUCAAUUGAUUAUUAUGCCAUAUUAUAUUGUUUGUAAUGUUAAGUCAGUUGGGUGAUAAUACAAAUAUUAAUUGGUUAUAUAAUUUUAACAAAGAAAAUGCCAUUUUGACCGAUGAUGAUAUUAGUAUCUUUGAUUUAUAUGGAGUUAAAGAAAUUAGUUAAAUGUAUAAAUUAUUCUAAACCUUAUGGUUAAAACAAGAAGUUGCAAUUUAGUCAACUCAUUUUGUAUCAUAUUAUUAUCACAUCAAGCUUUACAAUUUUAUUCAAGGAAAUCCUAAAAUUUUGAUACUAUUUAUUAUUUAUUUGCUGUGUACAAUAUAAUUUACAUGUAUAAAGGUAACUGUGCAUAUUGAAAAUUAUAUAUUUGAUGACUUUAUUUGAGUAUACCUUAGCCCAAUAAAAUACCAAAAGAAAAUUUGUUGUUUUAGAUAUAAUUCCACAGUAUUACUAAGCACAAACUGCAUCACAAUAAAAUUUACAUAAACCAAUCGAA